AUGCCCAAAAGGAAGUGCGCGCCAUGCGACGCCCUUCCUACUCCGCCCAUACAAUUAGGUUCGCUCGACGCCGCUCUUGAUUUACUAGCGUGCGAUACAUUUACCAGGUUAGAGGGGUUAACGGCGAAGUUUGAAGCAUGUGCAAAGGUCAAAUUGGAGGAAGGUGUAGUAAAAGCGCGAUGGGAGGAAGCGGUGAAGAGAUACUGGGUUAUGAAAUCGAUGGAUGAGUUGUGCUGUACAGCUAAGAAGGCGGCUAUCAAGGAAGCAGAUGGGGAGAAGAUGGAGGAGGAUGGUGACUCACAGGCAGAUGGAGAAAAGAACGGUCGACCUCUACCCAGUCGACAUCACAUAGGUGCGAUAGCUACACAUUCGUUGAACGCCGAGGAAGAGAGGGAAUGGAGAAGAUGGAACCCUAAAUUAGGAGAUGUCGUCCUUGUGGAAACGGCUGAAGAUGGGUUCUGGCCGGGUAAAGUCAUCGAUAAGAAGAUCUUCUUUCAAGGUAGAACAGUACCCCGAGGUAAUCAUUUCUUCCCUGUCAGGAUAUAUAACGAGGAUAUGGAUCCCAUCAUCACGGUCAAAGCAAGACUAGUACCAUUAUCUCUUCGCCCGAACCCCCCUUUACUCGCUUCUCCGGCGUUACUUAGCGCAUAUCAUCACGCCGCUUCACCCGCCACUUUCGAUAUGCUAGCUGCAGCGAGAGAAUCCCUCGCGGCUCAUAACCGAACCCAUCCGGGCGUAGGAGAUGAGCCAGAUCGUGCUAGAAUCAAAGCAGAUAAAGAUGCAUGGAACAAGACGGUCAAUUGGGUCAUGAACGAACGAAGGAUCGAGAAGCUCAGGUCGGUCAGUGAAGAGCGAGAUAAGCAGUUGAAGAUGGUUAUGAAGAGUGAGGUUCUAGAGGGUAAAGGAGAAGGUCGCGAUAGACCAUGUGAUGGAGACGAGAUAUCGAACAUAUUCGGACCAAAGAAACGAAGAACCUUCGCGGCCGCGAUGGAGGAAAAUGGUAGUUCUUCCGGUACAGAAGGCGUCUCGUCUAGUAUAUUCGGUCCAAUCAGCGUCAACGGCAGUCCUUCCACACCUCAACGAACAGCUUCUCCUUCACUUGCUUCGAUCAUCCGACCAACCCUCUUGACUCCCCAACGACCGAACUCGCCUCGUCGAUCUUCUCGAGAAAAACGCCGAAAUGGUAUAUACAUCGGUAUGGGAGAAUCAAGUCCGCGAGGUCGUGGCGGUACAUACACCCCACCUAGGAUAUUACCUUCCGGCGAUGAAACUGCUGUUAGAAGCUCAGGAUCGCCUGUGCCCACUCUUCAACGGUUCGACUUUGUCAGUCCGUUGGGACCUGUCAAGCAGGGUAAACUGGCUAAUGGUGUGUCCGGCGAGAGUCAAGCUGUUCCGUCGAUGCUGGGCAAUACAGGUAGAAGUGGUAGUUUGGAAGUCGUCAGGGAAGAAGAAGGUGAGGAGGAUGGAUGGACGGUCGUGGAGAAAAAGGGAAGGAGGAGAGCCGGUUCGGAGCCUGCGGCUGAGAAGAAAGAGCUGAAAUCGGUUGACAAUAUUGUCAAUGGCUCAAUCAAAGAGGAUGAAAUGAUGGAAUCAUGA
This is a messenger RNA of Kwoniella botswanensis, 1596 nucleotides long. RefSeq lists its product as uncharacterized. NCBI's taxonomy places the organism in Eukaryota, Fungi, Basidiomycota, Tremellomycetes, Tremellales, Cryptococcaceae. Bases 1 to 1596 code for a protein of 531 amino acids. The transcript is spliced from 4 exons. The record is from RefSeq and is a predicted model, not a curated record.